Molecule: messenger RNA, 2906 nt
Organism: Pocillopora damicornis (cauliflower coral)
Lineage: Eukaryota; Metazoa; Cnidaria; Anthozoa; Scleractinia; Pocilloporidae
Biological process (GO): intein-mediated protein splicing
Source: RefSeq, a predicted model, not a curated record
AAUACCAUAGCAUUGCUAACCAGUAAACUCUGCGUGACUCAGUGCCUUGCAAUAUGCUUGUGGCGCCAAAGAAUUCAUAUGAGAGGUACUUAUUCAAAUUUUGCGAUCAAUCUUUGGACAAAAGUGACUUGCAACGAACGCACGGGUACUUGUGCACGCGGAAAACUACGUAGCACCAGUUAAAGCCACUUUUUGAUCGUUUUUACGUGUGUUGCUCGACUUAGUGCUGACAAAUAUGUUUGUCGAGAAACUUUACACCAGCAAAAAGAUACGUUUUGAGCGUUUGUUUUGUGCAAAGAUGUGAUACGAUUACAAACGGAAGGGAAUUAUCCAGCGGAUUUGAACAAUAAUUGUCUCUCAAUGGGAUGUCCACGUGGUCAGCAAUUAUAAACAACCACCUGUUGCAUGAUACGUGUGAAUACAUUAGUGCGGCCGGCUCUGGACAUGAAUGGGUCGCGAAUGAAUGAAUGUUACAAACCAAACCAAGACAACUAUAUCCUCGACUUUCUCGAACUCUCAGGUGCAAUCUGGAAUGUACAUGCUUGGAUAAAACACGAGGGGACAAUGAGACGAGACUUGAACCGAUUUCAUCAACAUACAUUUUCUGUCUCCCUCAUCAAAAAAGUUAAAAUAUAACCCACAAAGAAGUGGUCAUUGAAACUCAAAUAUGCUGAAAGAUUAUUAUUUUGAAGAUUUGGAGGUGUUGUCCCACACGGCUCGUGAAGUGUGGUUAGCAGAACAGUGCUCAGCCUUUGAAACACAAAUACAGAAAUUGUCACGUGAAAGAGAAAAGGACCAUUUUCUUGAGGAGCUCUAUCGCAAGCUGAAACAAGUGACGCGCCGUUGGCAGUUGUGGAAUCAUAAAUCUUUUGGAGGUGUUACUUCCAGGGGAUAUGUGUCUGAGUUGGCCUCUUGGGAGAGGAAUGUUCAACUUCGUGGAGUGUUGGUACCUAAAAGUCAAUCAAAUUUACGCGACUCCAACGUGCUUCCACGGUUUGAUGAACUCUGCGUUCAUUUCGAGAAUCUCCUCGAAAGUUUCAAACAAGGCAUCUAUCAGCCACUUUCUGACUUUUUUCAAAAUGAAAAAGUACUUUGUCAUCUUAAAAGUGUUCCCAGAGACUUAGAGAAACUUUUGAAUCAAUGGCAUCUUCUUCUUACGUCUGGUGUUAUCGACGAGAGGUUAUUCAGCCCGACUAGUGCCGAAGGACUUUACCCUAUAGGAAUACGAAACCGAUUACACGACUUUGAUCUCGUGUUACGACUUAUUCCCGACCUAACAGAAAAAGCUUACGAAGCAUUGCGACUCGCCCGUCGGUGGAGGUUGAUUGGAAAGACCUCUGCUGUCCAGCGAGAUGAAACUUACAUUAUUUCUAGAGAACAGACAGCUAGGCUGCAAAAGCGUCGCACAUCCAAAAGAUUGAAAAAAGUGAAUACUUUGGAAGAGGAAGUAGAGCAGUCUAAAGCGCAGUGCCUCUCUCUUGAAGAGGAACUUAACAAGUCCAAUACUAAAUAUCAGGAAAUUGAGAAAGUGGUCACUGCUUACCGACAGCAAUGCAAUCAGCUGGAAAACGAGCUUGAUGUCGUGAAAAGAAGAUGUGAAUCGCUGAAAGAAAAGCUAGAAAACUCCAAAAAAGAAAAGCGAAGCACGGGUAAUGAGAUAGAGAGCUCUCAGGAGCAUUGUCGUGUCUUACAACAAGAACUAAACACUGCUAGACUCAAGUAUUGUACACAGAAAGUGAAAUUUAUUAAUACCAAGAAACGAUGCGUUCAACUGACAAAUCAACUGAAUGCAACCCGAGAACAGAUGACACAACUGGAAUGUGAACUAGAGGCGAGGAAGAAACAGUGCCAGGCACUACAAGUUAAACUGGAAAAUUCCAAGAAAAACAUUUUUACUCAAGGUAACAUGCUGGAUGUACUACAGAACCAGUGUUACAUGCUAAAAGAAGAGUUAGACGGAACAAAAUCCAAGUGUUUAAAGUUAACAUGUGAACUGGAGAAAUCUCAGGACAGAUGUUCUACUCUGGAGAGAAACAUGAACGGGUUAAAAGAGCAGUUCCAAACUCUAGAGAUCGAGCUUAGGAGAGCAAAGACACGAGAAGAACUGUUAGUUCAACAGAAUACACAGUUAAGAAAACUCUUUCAAGAUAACGGAUUACAAGAACCUAGCUUGUUAAAGGUCAAUUUACACACACCAGACACAGGCCCCACCUGACAAGCAAUCAGAAGAGACUGUGAUCAGUUGAGAUCAUUCUCAACUUUACAACUUGAUCCAAUUUCUUAAUAAAAGAGUUAUUCUCUUCAAAGGACAAUCGAUGUUUAAUAAAUCAAAAGCCGUAAUGGACGAAAUCCAUAUUUACAAAUUCAACCACGACAGACAUAGAUUCUCACAGUAAACUCAUAACCAGUCUCUGGAGACGUCGCUCACUUGCGAGCAGUCUUGGAUGUCUAUAGACACAGCAGCCACUGCUAAAUGAAUAGCCGCUAGAUUUUAUCUUCAACGGGACUAUCACUUCAAAAAUGUUUCUUGUGUUUUAUACAGCACCCAAAAAAAUUUGGUCUCGAAAUACAGAUUAUUGGGAGAGUAAAGAUAGCAUUCAAAAUUUUUCAAAAAAACACAUUUUAAUUUAAUUAGCUAGUGAGAUUAAUACACUGUACGCUGUACGUCUUAAGUUAUCUAAAUAGUAGAUACAAGAUUAGUUCUUAGGUAAUGUAUAUGGAUUGUAGAAUAUGGUAAGUUAAAUCGAAAUAUUUCAACCUUAUACAGUCUGUACUGAUAAGAGCUUUGGACAACCUCGGGCAAAUUAUUUAAAGAAUAGUAUUUUAAAAGACAUGUAUUGGACAAUAAAUAUAUAAUUGAAAAAAAAUUAAAGUUAAUGAAGAAAUUAGAGGCUUGAUGAAUAGAA